Molecule: messenger RNA, 2337 nt
Organism: Symbiodinium natans
Lineage: Eukaryota; Dinophyceae; Suessiales; Symbiodiniaceae
Source: the annotation of a GenBank genome assembly
AUGGUCAUGGAGAGGCCGGCCGACGUCCCCAUGUCGAAAAGGAUCGUGAACUACAAUGUGCGCGGCCGACGUGGAAACAUCGUCCAGGUCUACCCCUCAGUGGAGUACGACUUUAUCCCGCCCGAGCUGGAGGUCGAGCAGGGAACGCUGCUGCACUUCCAGUGGACAGGGUCCGAUGCCAACAACAAUGGAAAUGCAGGCAAUGGCCGUGCUGGAACUGACCGAUCCAACCUGGUCCAGGUGCAGUCGCGCUCCGAGACGGUUCCUUUGCCUUUGGAGAAGCACACAUUGCUCUUCGACGCGGCCGCAAAUCCGAAUGAUGAGGCUGGCAGGAAGCUGGUUGAUCGGUUCGCCUUCUUGGACCAGGACCAGAUUGUGACCUGUGAUCCCGAGACGAACGACCAGAACUCCGAGACCAACUGCAAGCAACUUAACGGAGCCUCUGCUUACUUCGACGGCGGCCUUGUCGAGAUGAAGACGGUCGGAAGCCAUCACAUUGCCAGCACCCGCAACAACGACUUCACCAAUCGGUCGCACAAGGCGAGCAUCAAAGUGACAGGAGUCACCCUCGAGUUCUACGAGAACCUCGCCUUGGGUGUAGGUGCCUUCUGCGGGUUGAUCCUGAUCGUGUACGUGGCCUGCGCACUUCACGCAGUGAGGAAGCCUGGCAGUUGGCUCUUCUCCCGCCGCUACCGGCCGCGAGUGCUGAAUUGGGUCUUGGGCAAGGACCGCAUGGCUCGACUGGUCGAGCAGCGUCGGCAGAUCGUCGCUCAGCAGAGGAAGGAGUGGGCCAAGAAGGCCAACGCCCACGCGGCCGACGAAGAGGGGGCAGAUGGGCAGGCAGCCGAAGUGGCUUUGCCGGAGGAGUCCAUGACGUGGUUCCAGAGCAUCAAGCGAUGCUUCCGCAAGUGCGGCGUCGGCGAGCAGCAGCUCACGACAAUCAUGUAUGCUGUGCUCAACGUCCUCGUCUUCCUGAUCGGCUUCCUCUCGAACUUGAAAGGUGGCUUCCAUGAGUCCUGGGCCUAUCCCAUCGCCAAGGGUGGCGGCUACAGCAUGGACCUGAACUUCGCCAUGCUCAUCCUGCCCACCCUGAAGAGUCUUCAGACGACCAUGAGGCGCGUGAGCUCUUCGCGGGAAUGGGUUCCGAUUGAUGAUCCCAUCAACUUCCACAUCGUGAUCGCGAGCUACACAAUGCUGGGAGCCGCUAUUCACAUUGCUGGACACUGUGUCCACAUCUGGCUCAUCAAGACCUCUCCCGUCAUGCAGCUCGACCCUCUGCACCUCUGGAAGCUCACCGCAGAGGAGCAGGCAAGUGGCAUGACUCUGCUGCAGCAGCUCCUGAACAUCCAAAUCCGCUGCGCCGCGCUGACGGGCGUGAUCCUCACCUUCAUGAUGCUGGCCAUUCUUCUGACGGCUAUGUCCUGUUCCCGCCGUGGCACCAACUGUCUUACCCGCCGCUGCUUCGGAUACAACUUGUUCUGGCGCAUUCACAUGUCGUGGAAGCUGGUCUAUGUCCUGCUCCUCGUCCACGCACCUGCUCGACUGUGGAUCUGGUUUUUCUUCCCGACACUCUUUGUGAUCGUGGACCGCCUACUGCUGGCCAACCACCAGGCUUUGUACCUGUCGCUGAGGAGUGUGAAGCUGCUGCCCAGAGAUGUCAUCGGCUUGACAUUCGAGCUGCCACAGGGCUUCGCCUAUCAGGCUGGCCAGUACAUCCUGCUGGGAUGGAAGGGAGAGUGGCAUCCUUUCACGUUGACAUCAGCCCCAGAGGAGAACUGCAUCAGCGUGCACAUUCGCUCGCCCAACUCCCUUGACUGGUGUUCUGCCCUGCGCAAGCGCCUCACCGAGGAUGCGCCAGCCCAGGCGCGAGGAGAGGCAAAAGCAGACAAGCCAGCAAGGGCGCCCCUUCUGAUUGAGUACAACAAGUGCACCUUGCCAAACAGCCACAUCGUCUACAACGUGCCCAAGGUAGCUCGCAAAGAGGAGGAGGAGCUGCUGGUCAAGGACCUGGAUUCCCCCGACGCAGCCGACGCAUCGAGCCCCCAGGGCCCACGCCUGCUGGGGCGAAACACCUCAGGCAAGAUGGGCCAGGCGGUUGCCCGCUCCGGGGAGACACUGGUCAGCAGCCCGCCCAGCGGCAGCCUCCCGCAAGAGGCCGUGGUGCUGCAGGUCACAGGGCCAUUCGGCGCACCGGCGCAGAAGGUCUGGGGCUUCGACACUCUGAUGGUGGUUGGUGCCGGCAUUGGCGUCACCCCGUUUGCCUCCAUCCUGCGGUCGGUGCAGCUGCGCUCCAAGCAGAGGGAGACGAUCAUGACGCUUGGCCGGUGGUUCCCAUAG